GUCCUUUGUAAGGGACUGUCCCAGCAGGCCAGGUCCUUUGCAGCCAUCAACAUGGCCCUCAGCAUCAUUGGGAAUCUCGAACUGGAGACAGGGUGGAGGGGGAGGGAUUCCUUGGAUUAGUUUUAGUCCUGGAGCAGCGGGUGCUCAUCACAUUCCAUCCCUUCUCUGGCAGAAGAGAAGAGAUGACACUAGAGGACAACAACGCCUAUGCAGCACUACUAGAGAGGCACAGGAGAUGCGAUGCCAGUGACUGCUGUUACCCACGCGGCAGGGAGCACGCAGAGGGAGAGGGGUGAGUUGCCUCAGCAGCCCUCUGGGGCUCUGCGUGGGAUCACGGCCUCGCCACAGCCUGGGGCAGCGCGGACUGAGCACCAGAGCCAUGCCGGUCACUCCCUGGCUCAGAUCACUUUGUCCUCAUGGCCACAACCCCUUGGUUUCCCCAGGCCCUGGCAGCUGCUCCUCUGCAGCUCCUGUGCUGCGCAACGCACUCAUCGGCGCUGUUCCAACUUGAGUCAGAGCACAGCCAGCUGGGAGUGCAACGCCUGUGCUGGAGAGGGCACUGGUAAGAGGCAAACGGACAUGUGCUGCUGGGCUGGGGCCAGGCAAGGCCUGGCAGCGGCUGCUCAGAGCGGCCUUGCUCAAAUCCCUCUAGCCCUGGACAAAUGGGAGCCAGUUCCACCCCGUGGCUGUAAUUCCAUCCUGCUCACCUUCCUGCCUCCCCUUACAGCCUCCGGCAGCAACUCAGAUCUUCCUGGCUACAGCACCAUCAGCCAGCAGGAAAUGGAGCCAUCCCAAGGCUCUGCGACACCAGAGAGGAGCAGCUCCAGCACCACCAGCCAGGCACCAUUGGGGCCAGCUGACUGUUCCCGCGUGCCUGAGAGCGGCGGCCUGUCCAGGCAGCGCAGGACAGACCGGAGGAGAAUCCGCCCACGUCUACACCGGGAUGAAAAUGGCUUUAAUGAGCCCCAAGAACACCGUGGGAGUAGCCAUAAUGCUGCCCCAAUUGCCGGGAGCAGCGCCCUAAACUCUGCCAGCCAGGGGACAUCAGAGUCCUCAAGGAACUCCCCUGCAGUUGGCUACAACCUCCGGUGCAGACAGGGGCAGCGGGCCCAGACAAGAAGCCGCUCUCCCUUGCAGCGCCGGGCCCCAGAUUCUCCAAGCCAACCCCGAAGACGGCAAACACGUGGGAGCAGGCAGGCACCAACCCAAAGUGCUGAGAGUGGCACCAACAGAUGCACAAGACGGGGAGCACCGCGGUCCUCAAGGGCUUCCACAGCAGCGGAUGGAAGCCGGUCCAGACAGCUAGGGCGGGCCCGGACUCGAAGCCGCUCCCCUCUUGAACAUCGGGCUGCAGAGACCCGCAGCCAGCCCCGAAGAUGCUGCAGGAGCUGCUCCAGGCGGCAAGGACCAGCCCAGGGGCGAAGCCGCUCCCGGGUACCAGCCCAGGGACGAAGCCGCUCCCGGGUACCACGCUGGGCCCCGAACAUCAACAGCCAGCCCCAAUGAUGUCGCAGGAGCAGCCAUGUGCAAGCUCCAAUUGUAUCCAAAGUCAUCAUAGUCCAUCACAAUAAAACUGAGAGUUCCAUCAUGCCACUGUCAGUUUUGUUCCUCUCUGCCUUUCCCGAGGUGAGCAGCUGUAGAGGUUGCAACCAUGGGGAUCCCUUUCCCCCAGCACCCAACCCACUCCCUCCUCCCUGCGGCCCGGCUCAGGCUGAGCUGGGUUCUGGCCCUGACUCCGGCGGCGUGCAAUGUUUCCAACACGCAACGGGAGGCCAGGCUGGCAGCUGCGGCCCCGUCCUGGGGGCAUUUCCGUCCUCUUGGGCACGCCGCUGUGUUUGGGAUAUGCAGGCAGCCCCGGGGCUGCUGCCGGCUGUGGCAUGGGCCAGGACCCGGCCUUUCCUCCUGCAUUCGGGCAGUGCCACAGGGUUUGCUGACACUGCUCUUGACAUCCACCCUAUACUUGGUCCAACUGUCUAGAGAAAUAGCCAGCUGUUCUCUUCCUGGAUCCAUUGUGUUCUGCUAACUCUCCUAGUGCAAAGUGACAUCUUUCACGCCCAUACAAUUCAAAAAGCUUUUCCAGACUGGGCAGUCCUAGAGCACAGGUAGACAUCAGAGCUGCUCUCAGUGGAAUGUCAUGGUCAUGGUGACACGCAGGUGUGAACAUCCUGAGCAAUCUGCUCACAUAGCUUCAGCUUGUCCUGUCAGACAGUGACAGCGAAGAGGAGUAUGUGUGACACUUUCCAGCUGUUGUCAUUUUGGGACAGCACUGGGCCCUGUUUGAGUAAAGCAAAGGAAGCAGCAGCAGGAAAUGUGUCUGAGGGAUCUGGGCAGAACCUUUUGGUUCUGGCAGCUGCAUGGCCAAGGAGGCUCUAGUGCCCCCGAUGCCGGCCCUACUCUGCCUGGUUUGCAACAGCAGCAUGCUGUCUCUUAACCCCACAGCACUGGUGUCACCCAGCCCAUUGGUGGCUGUGUCCAUCACUGGGCUGCACCAUAGUGGAAGUCCCUCACACUGUGUGGGAGAUCAGCAGUGCAGUGACAACAGCAAUGUGACAAGAAUGGUGAUGUUGUGACAACGGCUUAAUCUGGGCCAUGCACAACUUCACGCUGCAGCUACAGGUGGGUGUGCAGCCCAUGAGCGAGGAGUGCCUGGAGGACACACAGUGCCUGUGACCUGGUACAGACAUCACCACUUGUCCCUGCACGUCACUGUGUCCCUGUGGACAGUGGCAGUGUGGUGAUGGUGGCAGUGCCGAGAACACAUUACAGUGAAGAGCAACGAGCUGCUGGGCUGUCUGUACAACUUCUUCCCCCACCUCAAGCAGCUCAUGCUGGAGCAGCUGGCAGCCAACACGGGGCUGGCAGUGUGGGAGAAGCUGCAACCGGGUUUCUGACACAGGACAACAAGGAGACAAUUGUAAUGGCAACACAAGAGAACAGCAUGAGAAUGUACUGACUGCAGGCUGAUAAUAGUGAUGUCAUCAUAAGGGACAACAGUAGGACCAUGGGAAGACAAUGAUGAUGGCAAAUUGGAUGAUGGGGAGACAAAGGCAAAGGCAAUACGGGACAAAUGGGAUAAAGGCAAGAGUGCCAUGGGACAACAGGGUGAAAAUGGGGUGACAGUGAUGACACAGGACAACAGGGGGCCAGUGACAAUGGCAACAUGAGACAAUGGAGAGAUAACACUGGGAUAGCAGAGUGAUGACAAUGGGAUAAAAGGGAUACAAUGGCAACACAGUACAGCAGCAUGACAACGGUGAAACAGAAACAUGGUAACAGCAGGAUGAUAAUUGUGACAUGGGGCAAUGAUGACAUCAGGAAUAACAGGGUGACAGUAGAGUGACAACAGCGAUGGUGCGACACAAGGCAAUGAUGAGGUGAUGACAGGUUGACAACGGGACAAAAAACACAGGGAUGACAGGGGACAACAGCAACACACAGCAGCAAGGUACCAACAGUGAGGGAGGUGUCACUGUGUCAUUCCCCACAGCCCUGAGCAUGCUGCUGCACAGCUACACGGAGGCCAUCAACAAUGGGCAUCUCCCCUGCCUGCAGGGAGCAGCAGCAGCGAUGAUGGCCAACGAGAAUGCAGCUGUGGUGGCAGCAGCGCUGGAGGCCUAUGCCAAGGGCAUGCAGAGGCUGCCACUGCCCACAGAGCCUGCACAGCUCUCAGCCUUGCAUGGGCAGUACCUGCGUGAGGCACUCAUCUUCCAGCGUCGCAGCUUCUGGGAUCGCAACCAGGAGCACCAGCGGCGCCUCAUGGUGCGUGCCCCCCCCCUUUCUGCCACAGCGCUGUCCCUGUCCUCACGGCCUUGUUCCUAUCCCUACAAGGCUGUCCCUGUUCCCAUGACUUUGUCACCACUGUCACAGCACUUCCUAUCCCCUGGCACCCUGCCUCCACUAACCUGUCCACACAGUCCAGUCCCCACCCCUAUAAGGCUGCCCUUGUCUUCAUGACCUUGUCCCCAAUCCCCCAGUGCUCUCCAUCCCCGUGACCUUAUCUUCAUUUCCCCCCAACACUCUGCACCGGUGGUCCCACCAGCACUCUCCCCAUCCCCACAACCCUGUCCCUGUGACACUCUCCCCAUCAACACCAUGACCUUGCCCCCAUCCCGACCUUCAGGAGCAGAUCAGCACGGAGUACAGCUGCCUGCAGGAGAAGAAUGAUGCAGCAUCACGGUGGCACUGCAAGGCGCUGCUGGCUGAGCUGGCACGGGCACUGGAUACCAGCCUGUCCCGUGGGGCCUACGCACUGCCUGGUGCCUACCGUACCUAUGAGGCUGAGCGGCAGCAGCUGCUGGAGGCCUACUGGCAAGCAGAGGGCAACAACCCCAACGUAAGGGCAGCUCUAGGUAGGGGAUUAAGGACAAGGAGCCAGGGGCUGUACCUCAAUCGUGUGGGGAUGCACAAGCCGAGGAGGUGCUGGAUGAGUUCUUGGCAGAGCGCCGGGCAGAGGCGGAGGCAGCACUGAAGGCAGCCUCGCUCAGUGCGUUGUCUGAGAAGCAGCUGGGGGGUGAGCAGUGCGUCCCGGUGCCGUUCCCUCUCUCCUUCCUCCAUCACCCAUCCCCAGGUCCUCCAGGGACAAGAGACACCUUGUGUUAUUCCUGGAGGACAUCUGGCAGUAUUCCCAUAUUCCAUGGGCUGUGUCUGCUGGGGACAGCUCAUGGUAUCCCCACAUACUUUGAGCAUCCUAUGCCUUCAGGGACAUGAUGGCCCCAUCUCUUGAGGAGUCCCUUUAUCCCCAGGGGACAGAGUAUCCACAUCCCUUGGGGUGUCCCAGCGUGCCCAGGAGACACCUCAAAUUGUCCCUUUUUUCUCCCUGAGGAAUUCUCACCCCAUCUCCACAUCCCUGCACUCUGUCCUCACGCCCCUCCAUUCCUUCCCUAUCCCUCUGCACUGUCGCUUUCCCCCAUCCCUCCGUACCCCGGGGACCCCAAACUCCGUUCUUUAACCAGAAGCAGAAGGCUCAGCUCCUGGUUACCCGUCCCCGUCCCUUUGUCCCCAGACCAGAAGCAGCAGGCAUAGCUCCUGGAACAGCAGCAGAAGGCGGAACGCGAACGGCAGCUGGAGGUGUUGCUGGCGGACGAGCGCAGCAGCUACGUGCAGAACCUGCAAGCCCUGGAGGCCAAGAUGCAGGCGGAGGCGGCGAGCGCGCAGAGGGAGCUGGACAGGGCGCUGGAAUUGAAGCUACAGGAGCACAGCGAGCUGCUGUAGAGCGGCUUCAACGAGCUGGCGGCGCUGCAGCGGGAGAUCAACAACAACAACAAGCAGGAGCUGGUGACCAAGGACGUCAACGCCGUGCACGCCGCCUGCGACCUCGCCAGGGUGCUAAAGCUGGCCAAGUUACGAGGUACAGCUGCGUAGGCGACUGCUCGCAGUAAAACUUCCGCCAGCCCCUCUUUGGCGGCCAAAUAAAGCGCUCCUCCCGCAACUCCGCUCCUCUCUCGCGGCGCUUCCGGCGUGGUGACGUCAUAACCCGGGCGACCAGAACCAACUGGUCGUUGGUUCUUGCGGCCGCGACGCGGCGUGGUGCUGGGAGUGAAGGGAUACGGGAAGGAGAGAAACCUUGCGGCAGCUGAUUGGAUUGCUGCUUUUGUGCACUCUGGAAAUUGAGUGAUGCUUGAGGCCAUUGGUGAUGUCUGUCAGAGUUCUUAGAAAAAAAGGGACUGAGACCUGACUCUGCUCAGCACAUCUCUGCUGGCCCCACCACACACCAUAAUGAGCUUGGAGCAGAGAAUAAAAGCAAGAAAAAUCAGAACAGGAGUUCAGAAAAAAAAGUUUCUAACUAAACACUCAGGACAGAGCCUGCAAUUAGCAGAAGAUAAAUUAGUAUCCCAGUUGGGGAUAUAAAGAGUAAGCUGUUAACUUAAAGGAUACUCCACCCCAGAGGGAUGCUGCCUUCUCUAGAAUUAUUUUCAUCUCAUUAAAAUUCAAGUCUCCUCUCCUUACAUUUAAUCACAUUUCAUUACCCACAGCUCCCUCGCUGGGACGUCUCUUGGUUGAACUUCAGUCAGGACCUGUGGUAAAGCUGCUGGAAGUGAGAGCGCUUACCUUUCAGAAUCUUCUUGAGAUGAGACGGAAGACCUCUGAGUCACUGAAGGUCAAGAUAAUCCACCUUUCCAUUAUAGAAGAGUUGGGCAGGGACAUAUGCCUCUAAAGCAGAGAAGAAAAUUUGUUUGCCCCAUCCAUCCCAUACAUAGGAUGCAGAUACUAGCACUAACAGGUAAGCCCUAAAAGAGAGCCGAGGGCCCAGGCUGGUGCUACACCAAGAACAUGAGUCAAUGUGGCAGAGGUAAUUUUCAUAACAAGGCAAGCACUAUAUGCACACCAAAGCAGGAGGCAGCAGGAUUCCCAGCCCUUCCUCGGCCAGAGCAGGGGCUGCAGCCACCACAGGCACUGCUAGCAUGGGCACUGCCAGCCAGGGGUGGAAAGGUCAGGCAGGGCAUCCCAGAGAGCCUGCAAGGCUGGCGCAGGUGAGCACCACCAGGAUCAAACCACAAUGAGUAGCAGUGGUGGUGGGCACAGAAAUGCCAGAGAGGCAGGUGCGAUGCAGGUGGUGGGUGGCAUCUGCAGGCAGGGUGCCAGGGGCUGCCAUGUGUCACUGCCUGCUGCUGCAGCAGGGGGCAGCAGGGCAGCAGCAGCUAUUUGAGGCAUUGAAUGGAUAUAGACAGCCAUGGUUCCCUGCUUCAGCCCAGUUAUUCACCGGCUAUCUUAGCAUAGGCAGGCAUCGUUGCUUUUCAAGUCGGUGUUAUGGGAGAAGAGGAACUAAAACAAAUGCAAAGAGAAGAGUUAGUUGCCACCAGGUUGAGGGAAAACCAUAAAGAGAAGUGUGCAUAGUAAAAGGUCUGUGGUUUGCUUUGAAACUUCAACACAGACUAAAGCAUUUUGAAACUGUCAGCUCUGCUGGUGUUUUCACCUGAGCAGUGCUCUGAAUGAGAAAUGAAGAUGCAAAAUGUUUCCGGCCAUCAUCACCUCCUCUCCUGCCUGGGCUUAUUUCACAGUAACACUCCUCCCUGCCAGGAGAACAUUCUGGGCUCUGGGCCACAUGCAGGCAUGGAUGUACCCUACUCUGAGCAGAAGGCAUGUCUUCUCACCAGCUAGCCUGAGGCUUUCCCAGAGCUCAGACCUCUGCUGGAUGCUCUCUGCAGUCCAGCAUUUGCUGGGCAUACUGUAUAAUCAAUGGAUAUCAAGAUGUUACAAUCACAAUAUAAUCAAGAGAGGUAGGCAAAGUGAACAAUGAUAACAAAAGAGAAUAAAUGGAAAGCUUACCCUUAUGCUGGGCUCACCUACAAAACACCAGAAGAGGCAAUCUCCAGAAGAGAUCCUUCCCUACUGGUAGCCAGCUCUUCAAUAGGUCUAGGAGGGGUGCAGCCUGGCUUCUGGCAGCACAGGUGAAUUGCCUUCACCUGUGCUCCUCUGGCUGACUCAUGGCUCGCCUCAGGUGAUCAAUCAGAGGUUCAGGCCAUGACUCAGCAGUUCCCAUACAGCACACCAGAGGUCAAGCAGUCAUCAGCUUUGUCCUGGCUCUCCCUGGGUCAAAGGUGAGUGUCCGUCAGCCCUCAGUCCUGCCUCAGCAGUCCUGCAGUUGUUUGGCUGUUGUUCAGCUAACCCUUGCACAGCAGGGCUUACCUAGGAACAUGGUCCUUUCUGUUUCCGAAGCUCCCUGCCAGCAGUAGGCUGGUGGUGCUCUGAAGCCUUCAAAUCCAGCUCUGAGUCUCCCAGAUUGGGUUUUGCUCUCAGAUGGGGCUUCAGACACGGGAAAGAGGUUUCAAGCUCUGGUACUUGGGUUUGGAGCUGAAAAGGAUGUUUCUGAUCUGAAAUAAGGCUCUGGGCCCUCCAGCCAAGGCUCUGAGCCUUGAAAGGAAAAACCAAAAAAAGACUACAGAGAAAAUUUGCACCCUGAGGUGAGGCUCAAUGCCUCUGUAAUGUGGAAAGGAGUCUUUAUUUUGAAGCCUCACACCCCAGUGUGAGGAGCCCAAAGCCUCAUGUCAGUGUACAAAGCCUCCUCCUGCAGCCCAAACUUCUGAUUUAAAGACUCCAAGCAUUUUAUCCUUAAGAGAGGAUAAAAAAGGGUCCAAAGCUUCUUGCCAUGGGCCUCAUGGCCCUUUUGGUUUUGUUCCCAGACUUUCAUUUAUUGGAAUGUAGCUUCAUUUAAGGGCUCUGUUCAACCUCCCAUUUUUGGGGUUCUAAACUAUUUCACCAUUAACAUUCAUUUUACCACACUGUAGCAAUGUCAUAACUGCAGAUAGACACGCGCCUCAGAGAUGGCAGUUCAGUGUGCAGAGAGGAGCCACUGUUCAGGUGAUGCCAAUGUCUGCCAGGUUUUAGGGCUCCCCUGCAGCUAUAACUUGCAUUAUUAUUGCAAGGCAGCUACAUUAUCAAGCUGUGAAUAAUGCUCAUUGAUUAGUAAUCUUUAAGUGCUCAGCAUAAAAUCUGUUAUUUUCUUUUUGUUGUAUGUUGUGUCUUUGCAGGAGUAGUGUAAACUUUAGAAAUGUGUCUUUCUCAGCCUGACAAAGGGAGUACCCAGCUGGGGUGGGGUUGUGGUGCUGCCCAGCACCCACAAAGCAAAGUCUCUUUGCAGUUGCUCACAACAAAACUGUGAGGCAAUGGCAUUUUUCUCCAUUGUAGGUUGGCACCUGUUGGAAUCCCUUAAAAUUCAGCAGUUUUCCCUUGCCCUCCAGCCUCAUCUUCAUGCAUUCAUUGUUUUGUUUGUUCAAAUAAAUAUAUGAAGCUUU
Lagopus muta (rock ptarmigan) is the source of this 8732-nucleotide messenger RNA. Its product is annotated as serine/arginine repetitive matrix protein 2-like. The coding region runs from base 241 to 1506 and encodes 421 amino acids. The record is from RefSeq and is a predicted model, not a curated record. The transcript is spliced from 2 exons. NCBI's taxonomy places the organism in Eukaryota, Metazoa, Chordata, Aves, Galliformes, Phasianidae.